Molecule: messenger RNA, 1426 nt
Organism: Procambarus clarkii (red swamp crayfish)
Lineage: Eukaryota; Metazoa; Arthropoda; Malacostraca; Decapoda; Cambaridae
Product: CD63 antigen
Cellular component (GO): plasma membrane
Source: RefSeq, a predicted model, not a curated record
UGUGGCGGACCUCAGUUGUGUCUCGACCAGUGUACGUGGAGGUUGUGUACGUCUUGCUAAGGUUUUGCAGAAAUGGCGCUCGACACGGGAAUGAAGUGUAUUAAGUAUCUCCUCUUCAUCUUCAAUCUCCUGUUUGUGAUCAGCGGGUUUGCUGUGAUCAUUGUGGGCGCUGUGAUCGAGGCCAACUACAGGACUUACCUGGACUUCAUCUCGUCCAGCUAUGUGUCCGCCUCGUCCAUCCUCAUUGCUGUGGGCGUCCUCAUCUUCGUGGUGGGGUUCUUUGGCUGCUGCGGCGCCGUCAAGGAGAACCACUGCAUGGUCGUCACGUUUGCUGUGCUGCUGUGCAUAAUAUUUAUCCUGCAAAUUGGUGUAGGGAUUGCCUCGUACGUCCUGCGCAAGAAUGUGGAGGACUUCCUGCACCAUAACAUGCUGGUCUCCAUGCACAAUUACACAGUAGACCGUCCUGGGAUCUACAAGACUUGGAAUGUCAUUCAGCAUGAACAUGCCUGCUGUGGUACGGAUAAUUACACAGAUUGGAAGGCGACGGCCUUUGGAGAAGCCAUCAAUGGAGUUCCUGAUGCUUGCUGCAAGGAGAACACCAUUGGCUGUGGCAACAAAACAUUUAACAAACUACCUCAACAGCUUACAUACAUCAACCAGGAAGGCUGCUUUGACAAGCUUAAGGGAGAUGCGAAAGAGAAUGUCACCAUCUUGGGAGGAGUGGCCAUAGGCAUUGGAUUUGUCCAGCUGAUUGGUGUGGCGUUUGCCUGCUGUCUUGCCAAAUCCCUGAAGCGACAAUAUGAAACUGUAUAACUUCGUGAGAGUCCCUCUGCCAUUAUAUGAUCAAACAUCAUGCAUAUAUCUGCUCAAACAUCCAAAUUUGGCUCUUUUUCAGUAUUUCCAAUUGUUAAACUAGAGUCAGGCACAUGGUGUUUAGGGAUGGUAUGAUAAUUGUGUACUUGGUUAUGGAUACGCAAUAUCACCAUUAUUUAGUUAAUAUGGAUUUGUUCGAAUGAAGGUAACCAAUGAAAUGUUAGCAAUAUAGACCUUGGUAAUUAUUUGUAAGAAAAAUAAUGUAUUAGUGAUUUUUAUUAGCUUGAGGAUACAGAACUUUGUGGUGGAUCCCCAACUUGGAGUGAUAGCGACUCAUAUCCAUAUAUAAUCAGCAAAUCUUAAUUUUGGCAAGUUCCUGGAUGGGUAUGGCAUAUUGAGAUGUAAUAAUUGCUUCAUUGCCUUACACAUGCUGUACAAAUAUAAGCAUACAUAUGCAACCCAUCUCUUCCCUUCCCUACACGCACACAAAAUGUGCUCGCACCCCACACGCGCGCACGCACCCCACACGCGCGCACGCACCCCAAACGCACGCACGCACCCCCCAUGCACGCACCCCCCAUGCACGCACCCACCCCACACACACACACACACA